CAAUAUCUAAGAUCUUUACAAGUGUUCCUUUGAAAAUAAGAAGGAUAAUAAAUAUGGAGCGUAGUGAGGUCAUCUGUAUUUCAUCGGAUGAUGAUGAGAAAACAGAUCAGAAUGAAGAUAAUGGAAAGAAAGUAUCUGUCAUCAAACAGUUACAAAAUAAUUGUGUUGCACCUGAAAAAAUAGAAGUUUUUUCAUCUGAAAGUGGAGAAAUAGUUACCUGCAGGCGAAAGAGAAAAGCAUCUGAAAUGGACACUGAUGAUGGUAGUCCAAAUUGUACAGAAGAGUUGCACAAAAAGGUAAUCAUUCAAGAACUUAGUCAAAAAAAAGAUUCCAAUGGAAUAACAAAUAUGCAAGAGAAAGAAGAAAAACCUGUAUUAAAACCAAAAUUAGUCGUAAAAGAGAGUAAACCAUUUUCUCCUGUUGUACAAGACAUAUUUCCUAUGUUUAUUAGUUUAUGCUUGCAAAAGGAUCGUUCAGAGGAUAUGAAAAUUAUUACUAACAAGUUAAAAAGACGUUAUGAGCAAUUAGAUCCAGUAUAUGCUAAUUCCAAUGCUUUUCUUGAUUUUGUAAAUGAAAAGAGGAACGAUAUUAUAAAUAGUAAAAAUAAGUUCUAUGUAUAUAUAGCGGAUGUGAUGAAUGAAAUGAAAAACAGGUGUGAUGGGAGGUCUACUUUACUUUUAAAUAGUAAAAAGCAUACAUCUGACGAACAGUAUAAUGAGAAUUCUAACAUAAUUAGUUCCAAUACAGCGCAUACAAGUCAUAUCAAUAAUACAGGUAUGAACAAAAAGAAAGAUAGUAUUAAUGAAGAUGAUAUAAUGGAUAUUAAGAAGAAGAAAAUUAAACUAAUACUAAGGACAAUGAAGGAAUGUGAGAUGCACAUAAAAAAAUUAGAAGAAGCAGAAGUAGAUUUUGACGCCGAAGACAACAGCACUUAUAUUAAGUUAGAGAGAUACAAGCAACGAAUGGUGCAGCUUCAUAGAAAAUAUUGUGAACUCACUGGUGAAAAUAUUGAUGCUGGACGACAAUAUCUGAGGCCAAAGCAUAUGAGUACAAGUGGAAUUGUGGCUGUAGACCGUGCUAUCACAAACUUCAUUAAUUCUAAAUUGUCGAAGUUGAGUAAACAUAAAAAAGUUGGUAGUUUCACGGAUGCAGUAAUUUUUCCAGAUUACAAAGAUAUUUUGGAUUGCAUUGGAAGAUGUAACGAGUCACAUAAUUUGAGUUUAGAUACUAAGCAACAGCAGCGGCUCGCCAAAAAAGCUUUUACCGAAUUGGGAGAAUAUUUGCAACGUUCUCGACGGAAUGAUUAUUGGGAUACUUUCUCUUUGUUUCUUGAAAACCAAGAAGACGAUCCAGCUUUAAAAAAUCCAGAGUUGGCUGAAAAAUUGAUAGAGAACAAAAGGCUGGGUGAAGAGCGUUUAGCAAAUGUGUUUGAAUUGUAUGUGAAAAAACAGGUAGAGAGUAAGAACAACCCGGAGGAUGAUAAAACAUCCUCGGAUGAAGAAGGUGAAGACGAGGACAGUAUAGAGAAUGAAGAUGAAGACAGUAGCAACAAAGAUGACGAUAUUAUUGAAGAGGAAGACAGACUGAGUAUAGACAAGGAUAAUAGUACUUCCGAAGAGGAGGAUAAAGAAGAAGAAGAGGAGGAGGUCAAUGAAUUUGUGUUGGUGGUGGAGGAGGAAGAGGUGGAAGAGGAGGAAGAGGAGGAAGAAGUGGUGAAGGAGGGAAAUGAAGUGGAGAAGGAGGAUAAGGAAGAGGAGGAGGAGAAGGAGAAGGAGAAGGAGCAGACGCAGGAGGAGGAGGAGAAAGAGAAAGAGUAUAAGCAGGAAGAGGAGGAGGAGAAAGAGAAAGAGCAUAAGCAGGAAGAGGAGAAGGAGCAGAAGCAGCAGGACAAGGCGAUCGCUUCAAACAAAGACAAAGUAACAAUAAACAAGGAAGAUACAAAGGAUGAAGUAGACGUUGACUAUGUUGAUAUUAUAGAGAUCAAUGAAAAUUGUCAGUCAGAUGCCAGUGACAGAUUAAAAAAAACCGUUAAUGAUACUAAUUGUAAAUCAACAAAGUCGAAUGAUGUGAACAUUUCUAAUGUUACAAAUAAUUCUGAGCCACUAGUGUCAAAAGGAAAUGAUGGUACGACAUCGUCUAACACUUCGGCUGAUGUAACGCCGUUUACGAAGAUAGAUGCCUCAAUGGUUACAGCAGAAGAUGUUGUAGAGGAUAGUAACCCGGUAGGAGAGAAAAAACCAUUGCUACGACUACGUUCGUUUGCAAAGCCGCCGACGACGUGGAAAGAUGGGUCUGGGAAAAUAGAUGGCUCAGAUGCGGAACAAAAAACGACGACAACGCCAAGUAGCAAGGUCAUCGUGGAUCUCACGACGGAGUCACCGAACGGAACCUCAACUGCUCCCAACAGCUGCGCGGAUGUUCAAACUGGUACCAACAAACUUAUCUGCAUGCGAGAAAAAUUAAAGGAGGCUCUGAAACCGACACAUACAAAGGUAAUCGUCGUAGGAGAACUAGCAAACCAUUACAGGAAGGCGAAUCUUCAAAACAAUCUGAAUAGUGCGACGAAAUCGCAAAAUAAAGAAGAAGUCUCGCCUUUGUGUGGAUUAUUAAAUAUAAAUACACAAAUGCCGACAUGUCCUGUGCUAAAGCAAUACAGCAAUCGGAAAACAGUUACACAAAAGCAAAAUUCCAAAUGAGACAAAACUGGCAGAGUUUAUAAAAUUAACUUAAGAUCGUUACUUCAGCC
Messenger RNA from Dufourea novaeangliae, 2746 nucleotides. RefSeq names its product death domain-associated protein 6-like (gene Daxx). The coding region runs from base 54 to 2696 and encodes 880 amino acids. Gene Ontology annotation, molecular function: histone binding. The transcript has 6 exons. Lineage: Eukaryota; Metazoa; Arthropoda; Insecta; Hymenoptera; Halictidae. The record is from RefSeq and is a predicted model, not a curated record.